ACUUCAGCAUCGCAAUCUUGUGAAGCUUCUUGGAUACUGCAAUCACAGAAAUGAACUGAUUUUAGUUUAUGAAUACAUGACAAACAAAAGCUUAGACAAAUAUCUAUUUGAUGAAACAAGGAACUCGAUGCUUGACUGGCCAAAACGAUUUAAUAUUAUACAAGGGAUGGCUCGAGGUAUUCUUUAUCUACAUCAAGAUUCCCGUCUUCAAAUCAUACACAGAGAUCUUAAGGCAGGUAAUAUUCUUUUGGAUGGUGACAUGAACCCCAAAAUCUCCGACUUUGGCCUUGCUAGAAAGUUUGUAGGAUCCGAUACUGCCACUAAGACAAAGAAAGUAGUGGGGACACAUGGUUAUAUUUCUCCAGAGUAUGCUAUACAUGGACAGUUUUCUAUAAAGUCUGAUGUAUAUAGUUUUGGAGUUUUGGUGUUGGAGAUCGUGAGUGGUAGGAAAAACAGAGAAUUCUGUCAUGAUGAUCGCAAUGACAACCUUCUUGGACAUGUAUGUUACACACUCAAUAAUGUUUUUCAUCUAACAAUGUCAUCUUGUACUUAUAUGUUUGAUCUGAUUCAGGCAUGGAAACUUUAUAAACAAGGCAGAUCCAUUGAACUUAUGAGUGCAUCUUUACAGGCCUCUUGCGUCAUCCCUGAAGUACUAAGAUCAAUACAUGUUGCAUUAUUAUGUGUUCAAAAUCAUGCAAAGGAUAGGCCAACGAUGUUAUCAGUGGUUUUAAUGCUGAUCAGUGAGAGUGUGCUGCCUCAACCUAAACAUCCAGCUUUUUACUCCGAGGAGAGCAGUAGUGAACCUGAGUCUGUUUCAUCCGUUGAUGAUUCCAUGAUAACACAUGUAUACCCUCGAUAGCAAGCAAAUGAUGCUUUCAG
This is a messenger RNA of Helianthus annuus (common sunflower), 879 nucleotides long. RefSeq names its product G-type lectin S-receptor-like serine/threonine-protein kinase SD1-1. Lineage: Eukaryota; Viridiplantae; Streptophyta; Magnoliopsida; Asterales; Asteraceae. Gene Ontology annotation, molecular function: ATP binding; protein kinase activity. The record is from RefSeq and is a predicted model, not a curated record. Gene Ontology annotation, biological process: protein phosphorylation.